Dibothriocephalus latus is the source of this 603-nucleotide messenger RNA. Lineage: Eukaryota; Metazoa; Platyhelminthes; Cestoda; Diphyllobothriidea; Diphyllobothriidae. The record is from the annotation of a GenBank genome assembly.
AUGCGAAUUAACACCAGCUCUAUUCUUACUGCAGCCAAUCCCAAACUGUCAGCCGUGGACAAAUUUGCUGAUCUCGCUCUGCGUCUCUUUCUGGAGGGUGCUGAUGAACUCAAAUUUCCGCCUACAGAAAUCGCCCUCUUGGGGAAGAUAGAUAAUAUCAAGGUCCGUGGACUGUCAUCAGCUUACAGAGCAUGUCCGAUCCGUCUAGAGGAGGCAUUCGCCACAGACACAAAGAUGUAUCCGUUUAGUUUUACCGGGUGUAUCGGAGCAUCCAACAUCUCACUUGACCUACGUAUUAAGAACAACUACCUUGGUGAUUACGAACUCGGCAUCUUGGUGAAACCCUUCACAGUAAAGUUCAGUUUUGGACUGCUACCAGAACACAAACCUCGGGUAGCCGUCAUGGAACGCUGUGAGCUGGCAGAAUGGAAUGGAUUUGAGACUGACAAUGAUCUGCUGGACAGCAUUCUGCAAACACUCGCGCCGAAGCAAGUUAUUGAGCAUGAGUGCAAAUGGAUAGCCAACAUGGAGAUUUUGCCAAACCUCUUCUUCCCAAAUCUUGUUUUACUGAAAGAGAUGAUGAUGACGAUGAUGACCUACUAG